Molecule: messenger RNA, 1197 nt
Organism: Sordaria macrospora k-hell
Lineage: Eukaryota; Fungi; Ascomycota; Sordariomycetes; Sordariales; Sordariaceae
Source: RefSeq, a predicted model, not a curated record
AUGGACCGACUCCGGCGCAUGGUCCCCCAAAUUUCACGGCGACGACGCCUAAAACAACAAGCAGACAACAAUAACAACAACAACAACAACAACAGCGACAUGGACGAUAACCAAAGGCCGCACGCCCUCGACCACCUCCCGAAACUACCUCCCCACCGCCGUCCCAUAACCGCCCUCCCCUCCGCCUCCCACGCUGCCUCGCUCGACCGACCCGAUACGACCACCUUCCUGAACCUUCCUUACGAGCUGCGCUACCAGAUCUACCUCCUCGUCCUCGCCGAUCGUCAGGGUCUCCAUGUCGAUAUGCGUUACGCCCAGGCCACCGGCCGUCCCCACACGACCGAAGGCGCCUACUUCCACGAGGAGCGCUGGGCCUGGCGCGCAAGCACCUGCCACCGCGACCCUGCCAUCCACCCUGCCUUUGACCGGUGUGGCCUCGGCGGCCCUCCACCGACAGCUUGCCACCUGCACCCGGAAACCACAUGUUCGAUUGGCGCCGUAGUCAUGGGUCUGCUACUGACAUGUCGGCAGGUAUAUCGGGAAUCAGUGGAGGUGUUGUAUGCGCGGAACACAUUCUAUAUCAACACGGGAGCCACGGUGCUGUAUACCGAGCGGCUGCUUGUGCCAAAGAGCGCAGCAAUGGUGACCAGUCUGGUGUUUACCAUCACUACCAACACUGUCUCCAUCUUUGCGCGGGAACAACUGAAGCUGAAUCCGGGAUGGGAGGCGUACGCCGCGCUCAUGGGUAGGCUUCCGGUUGCGUUUCCGGGGUUGAGGAAGUUGCAGAUAAUUCCCCUGGCGGCGAGACGAGCUGGGGCUCGUUGGGAAUGGCCGGCAAACAAUAUCCUCGACGUCAUCGAGGCGCCGCCCGAGGAUAGAACAGCGAACGAGGCGGUCAAGAACAAACUUCUUGGGUACAUGGACGACACCGUUAUGGCGUAUGGUGGCCAACUGAGGGAGGCCUCGUUGGUGUUUGAGAGGGACAUAUUUGACAAGUAUGUGGGUGGUGACUUUGCUGCUGCUGAGAGAACGGGAUCAGGAGAAAACUGCAGGCGAUAUUGGAGGCAACUGCCGUUAGAAGGAAAAGAGCUGGACUCGAACAAAUACGAGAAUUGGCGUGGAUAUUGGAUACAACGAGUGCCCAAGCUCGUGGAAGUCUGGUUCGACAUGACGGUGGAUUAUGCUAUAAUUGCAUAA